GGCGCCGCUGAUGUCAACACCGCCCGGUCAGAGAUGCCCUGCGGUCGCCGGUGAUGCCACUGCCCUGCUCGCGGAGCGCUGGCGGUGGACUGUCUGGCCGCCGCCACUGGCCCCGGCCUCACCACCGCGGCUGGCACGGAGCGCGCCUGUGACCUCUGAGCACCGAGUGACCCGGCCGAUCGCUGGGCAAUCCCGGGCCACCUCUGCGACUCUGCGACUGCGACUCUGCGCCUCCUUGCGCCCUCCCUCCCCAUACACGCGCAUCAUGGCCGACCCUACCGCCAUGGCCGACUCGACUGCCCUCGACCGCAACGCCCCCGCCGACGUCCACGCCCCGCGCGCCCGCAAGCCGUCGCGCAUCGACCUGCUCCGCCCGCAGCUCAGCGACGACGCCGUCAAGCUGCACCUCGAGGCCGGCUCAGGGGUGUCGAGUGGACGCACCACGCCCAUCCCCGCCGACGCCCCGCCCUCGGUGCAGGCUGCCUCGUCCGCGCGCCGCCAGAUCCGCGCCCAGCACAAGCGCCGCAUGUUCCCGACCAUCGAGUACGUCGACCGCGUGUCGCACUUCGACCCCGCCAGCGACUACCGCGACUUCCGCGGCUUCUUCGUGCUGUUCUGGAUCGGCCUGGCCAUCAUGGUCAUCACCAGCAUGCUGCGCCAGGUCAAGGAGACGGGCUACCCCUUCCAGAUCCGCCAGUGGGACCUGUUCAAGGAGAAGGUCUGGGAGCUGGGGCUGGUCGACGGCGCCAUGGUCGCCAGCACCGCCCUCGCCCUGCCGCUGCAGAAGCUGUUCCUCGGCCACGCCCUGCGCUGGAACGGGCUCGGCAUGGCCGUCCAGAGCCUCUACCAGGCCCUGUGGCUCGCCUUCUGGUGCACAUACCCCUUCAUUCGCGACUGGAGCUGGACCGCCCAGGUCUUCUUCACCCUGCACCUGCUCGCCAUCUUCAUGAAGAUGCACUCCUACGCCUUCUACAACGGCCACCUCAGCGAGACCCUGCGCCGCCUCAACGACCUCGACACCCCCGAGAAGGCCAGCAAGGCCGCCGCCGUCCGCUACCCCAAGCCGCGCACCCACCUGCACGAGAUCCCACAGUCGCCCAGCCAGAGCACCCCGGACGCCGCGAACCAGGAGUUCCUGCGCCAGCUGCGCGAGGACCUGGCGUUCGAGCUGUCCUCGCCGCUGGGCCACGUCUCGUACCCCGAGAACCUGACGUUCGCCAACUGGGCCGACUACAUCUUCUGCCCGACGCUGUGCUACGAGCUCGAGUACCCGCGCGUGGCGUCCAUCCGCCCGCUGGAGGUCUUCUGGAAGGCGCUGGCCGUGUUUGGGUGCAUCUUCCUCAUGGUGAUUACCACGGAGGAGUUCAUCCUGCCCGUGCUGGACGAGAGCGCGCUGGCGCUGCACCACAGCACGGGCGCGGGCGAGUUCGCGCUCGUGCUCGCCGAGACCAUCGGGCGGCUGCUGUUCCCGUUCAUGAUUACCUUCCUGCUGACCUUCCUCGUCAUCUUCGAGUACAUUCUGGGCGCGUUUGCCGAGAUCACGCGCUUCGCAGACCGCCAAUUCUACGCCGACUGGUGGAAUUCCUGCGACUGGCUCGAAUUCUCCCGCGAAUGGAACAUCCCCGUGCACCACUUCUUCCGCCGCCACGUCUACAGCGCAUCCAAAAACCACCUCUCGCGCCCGCUCGCCACCCUCAUCACCUUCCUCAUCUCCGCGCUCGCCCACGAGCUGGUCAUGGGCUGCAUCACGCGGAAAUUCAGGGGCUAUGGGUUUUUUGCGAUGAUGCUGCAGAUGCCGAUUGUCAUGGUGCAGCGGAGCAGGUGGGUGAGGGGUAGGACGUUGUUGAAUAAUGUGCUGUUUUGGUGUAGUAUGGUGUUGGGGCUGAGUAUGAUGUGUGCGCUGUACGUGCUCGUGUAGUGCAGAGGCUCUGAAUGGAGAUGGAGAAACAGGUAAAGAUGCAGAUGCAGAUAAACAUGCAGAUAAACAUGUAGACGAAGACGUAGACAAAGAGGUAGAAGCACGACACGGCGGCGUUCGAGAUACCAUAGACCUGGGUUCGGCUUUCGUGGUUUACAUAGACUGUACAUACACCCCUCUCAACCACUUGCCGCGCGCGUCUCAUGCCGCGGGCUGGCUGGCGUAACCAUCCUCUUGUGCAGACACUGAUGCUCCACGUGAACACGGUGACUGGGCCAUCUACGACUCCGUCAUUCUGCAUCUGCAACUGCAUCUGCGAUUCCACUCACCACGGGCAACACACCCAACACCCAACACCCACGUCACGUCACGGUACAUCACGCC
Messenger RNA from Boeremia exigua, 2302 nucleotides. RefSeq names its product MBOAT, membrane-bound O-acyltransferase family-domain-containing protein. The transcript has 6 exons. The coding region runs from base 11 to 1918 and encodes 635 amino acids. Gene Ontology annotation, biological process: ergosterol metabolic process. NCBI's taxonomy places the organism in Eukaryota, Fungi, Ascomycota, Dothideomycetes, Pleosporales, Didymellaceae. Gene Ontology annotation, cellular component: endoplasmic reticulum membrane. The record is from RefSeq and is a predicted model, not a curated record. Gene Ontology annotation, molecular function: ergosterol O-acyltransferase activity.